Molecule: messenger RNA, 2895 nt
Organism: Physcomitrium patens
Lineage: Eukaryota; Viridiplantae; Streptophyta; Bryopsida; Funariales; Funariaceae
Source: RefSeq, a predicted model, not a curated record
UCCAGCCCGCGCUGCGACCAAUUGUGCUCUUUUAGGGGGGGGAGGACAAGCCUCUCACUGCCACACCAACAUUGUUUUUUUUUGUUUCUUUUUCUUUUUCUUCCUUCUCUGCUCUUCCCUCUCAACAAUUGUGGAUGGUGGGUUUGAAUCGGAAUUGAGUUGAAUUACAACAAUCGCACCAGCUGAGUGCGCCGGAUCGGAUGCAGUGGAAUUCGUGCGUGGAAUUCCGGGAGUUUUCGUUAAAUUAGACUAAUCUUGCAGGGUGAUUUUUUUGAGUUAGUAGCUUCGGGGAUUCUGGUCGCCUUAACACGCUCUGUGAUUGCGGAUUUGGGUUCAAAGUUGUCCACGGAGCUGUGAAUAGUUCUGUUUGGUGUUUGCUUGCUGUAGCACUACAGAGUGAAGGCCCUUGCCAUCAUAUUUGUUGUGUAUACGUUCACUACUUCCUGACCUCCAGAAUCUCUAUCCUUUCUUGGUGUCUGGGCCCGUUCAACCCACUUUAGCUCCAUGGCUUCACCUCACCUUCGUACGCCGGGAACGCCCAGUUUGCUGGAGCUGUGUAUAAAGGCAGCAACCCGUGACAAAUCUUGUGUCAAGGCCUGGCGCCAGAAGCGCAGGACGUUUGAAAUGUUGCCCUCGGAGCUUGCCCACGAGCUUUUCAAUUCUCUGCUGCAAUCCCACCUUCUGUCUGCAACCCUCAUCGGGUUAUUUCAGUCGAACUUACAAGAGGUUAAUUUGAGUGGAGAAGCAACUGUGGAUGGGGAAUGGAUGGCUUACCUUGGUGGUUGUCGUCACCUUCGAGCCCUUCGUGCCACAGAUUGUAAAGCAUUGACAAACAACGCUAUCAGGCAACUCACAGGGCUCACAGCCAUGGAAGAGUUGGACCUAGCUCGAUGCAGGAAGAUAAGCGAUGAUGCAGUGCCUCACAUUUUAUCAUUUAAGAUGCUACGAAAGCUUGGAUUGGCUGAAACUGGUUUAACGACGAAAGGGCUCUUACUGCUGCCUGGGCUUAGUAGACUCGUGCUCUUGGAUUUAGGGGGAUGCCCUGUUACUGAUGCGGACUUGAUAUCCUUCCAGGCGCUUGGAAUGUUGGAGCAUCUAGACUUGUGGGGAAGUAAAGUCACCAACAUGGGUGCACGUUGCCUGUCAUCCUUCAAGACCUUAAAGUAUUUGAAUCUUGCUAUGACGGCGGUCACUGCCAUUCCGCAGCUCAACUCACUCUUGUCAUUAAAUCUUUGCAACUGUGAUGUGGAAUCAAUAUACGGGGAUGGAACUUUCUCGGAUAGUCUGUUGAGAGAGCUUUUUCUUUCUGGAGCGAGUCUCAGUCUGAAAGAUGUAAUUUCUGGUUCUAAUACAAGGAAUUUACAUCUUCUGGAUCUUGCAUCAUCACGUGUCAAUGAUCUUGAUGCAUUCGUACACAUACCAAAGCUCGCCAUCUUGGAUUUGCGCGCAACAGGACUCACUAAUGAACUUAUGCUCAAGUUUCAGGGAUUGGGCGACAACCUCAGAUGGAUUGAUCUCAGUUACACAAAAAUUGACUCUGAGGGUGUAGGGGCCAUUGCAGGCCAUGCGCCAAAUGUGGAACAACUUUCUCUAAAUCAUACUCCAGUGGACGAUAAUGUUUUUAUCUACCUUGUUCAUUUCCCUGUGCUACAAUCUCUUAACCUUGGUGGCAGCAAAGUUAAUGGAUUCAUGACGGUUGGAUCUGAAGAGUUUCAACAAAUUUCGGUGUUGUCAUAUUUGGAGCAGCUUCAGCAUCUGAGAAGGCUCGAUAUGCGGUACACUGGAGUUGGCGAUGCAGCUUUACAUGGACUUAAAAACCUCGUGCAACUUUCACAUCUUCAUAUUCACAGUAAUUCCUUGUCAGAUGAGUGUCUUCAGCAGUUAUCAUCUUUCCCCAAUUUGGUGUGCCUCGGUAUUGGUGGCGCGACGAUAACAGCUGAUGGUUUAUUAUCUUACAAACCUCCCUCUCUUCUCGAGGAGCUAGAUCUUACAGACUGUUGGUUACUAACUGAACCUGCACUACUCGAUUUUUGUGAAGCUCAUCCUCGGAUAAUGGUUUGGAAUGAGAAAACCGUCCCUGUUACCAGUUCAUCAAAACCAAGAUUUAAUAAGAAAGAAUACGGAGAUGUGGUCAAUGGAGGAUUGGCCACCAGCUCUACUCGCCAACUGCUACAAGCAAAGCUAGAUAUGCGAAAGAGCUCUUCAAAAUUGUCCGUGAAAGGCCGGAUGCAAGCGACGAAAAAGGCUUUCAAUAACACCAUUGGUGUUGGAGUGACCACAAAGCCGCUGAUUGUAAUUGAUGAGAGAAUCAAGUACAAGAAGCAGGAACUUUUGCAACUUAGAUCUGCAGACAUGUCUAACUUUUCAAUUCCAAAUUUGAGAAAUCUGAAAGACGAUCUUCUGAAGAUUAGCAGGCAAAACGGCGAAGUCAGAAGGAAGAAAGUGUAAGAGCCAAAUCUGACCGCAGUAACCAACUCUGUGAUGUUGCAAUGUACAGGCUAUUGCUGACCACUUCACCAAGGGAUAGUAGAGUAAUAUGUCAUAAGACGAAAUCUCAAAUUCUUUGGUCUUUGGUAUUAAUUUGGCGUUUCCUUUGGAUUUCCAUAUAUUUUUAAUGGUAUACAUGGGUGUCAUACAUGAGGUUGAGGCUCUUUUUUCAACGAGAUUAUGACGUGAUGCGACUGCGCAGCCUUCAAAUUUACAACAAUGGAAGUAAUGCUCUUGUACAAUUGCUUUCAAAGUACAAUGGGACGGCACUCUUCGUCUGCAGAUUUUGUAUGGGAUGUAGAUAUGUCGCAGACAGCAUUUUGGUUUUUCUUAAGACAUGCUCUUAUUGAGUGAAGUUACGAAAUGUAACCUAUUUUUCAUGAAUUCAGCAACCAAAAAUUGACGUCA